CCUAUUGAUAGUCAAUGGCCUGGAGAGAGGAGAGAGGUAAACAAGAUGGCGGCAACCUGAUAGCAGCUGCAUCAAUAAUAGCAAACCUCAUAUUUAUGCAGACAGAGACAAAUAAAACACUACAUAACAUCUGUCGAUAGAGUCUGGAUGUUAAGGUUCUCUGGAGCAGUUGCCAACUGGGAAAGACUAGUGAACUCCAUAGAAGAGCUGACAAGAAAUCUAGGACCCAGAGCAUAACCAUACUAAAGACUGAAAUAACUCAUUUAGGUGUGAUUGAGUAUUUAUUGCAUCUGCACUUAGAUCAAGGCAAACCAAUGGUGACCAUGGAUCGCUACAAGGUUCUAUGGCCGUCAUGCUUUGCUUGGCUUUGAAACAGGACUGGUUACCUCUCCGUCUGCAUGUCGCCAUCUCAUAUCAGAUCACAGAUGGAGGUGACAUGGAGCUAAGCAGCGGAAUGUAAACUCAGCCAGACAUCCCACUCUGCUCAGUAGCACCUGUCCCACAGCCUGAACUCUCCACAAAUCUUUUCACCCUGGAACCUUGGCAUCGCUGGGUCUUAGUUAACUACCCCACACCACUCUGGAAACGUUUACAGCGAGCCUACAUCUUGUUCCCACGAACUUAAACUAACCUCUGUGUUUACAGACCUACUCUAUUACAAGGUAAACUGUUUCUCUCAAUGCCCAUGCCGGGCUACACCUCCAAUGUCACUUAGUGUUUUCUAAUUGAACUGUGUCCCUGAGCCACCAGCAUACACAGCCCAAGCCAAAGGCUUGAGGUCACAGUCUACUAUAUUGGACUGUCUGGACACUACACACUACAGUAACUAAGUUGAUUUAACCAUGAGUGUCGGGGAGCUGCAGCACCUGGACUAUCUGACUGAGAAUGAGCUGAUGGGCAUGGACACGUUCAUCCACCGCAUCGACUCCACAGAGGUGAUCUACCAGCCGCGCAGGAAGAGGGCCAAGCUGAUCGGGAAGUACCUGAUGGGAGACCUGUUGGGGGAGGGCUCCUACGGUAAGGUGAAGGAGAUGCUGGACUCUGACACGCUGUGUCGCAGGGCUGUCAAGAUCCUCAAGAAGAAGAAGCUCAGAAGGAUCCCCAAUGGAGAGGCCAACGUGAAGAAGGAGAUCCAGCUGCUCCGGAGACUUCAGAACAAAAAUGUGAUCCAUUUGGUGGACGUGUUGUACAAUGAAGAGAAGCAGAAAAUGUAUAUGGUGAUGGAGUAUUGCGUAUGUGGGAUGCAAGAAAUGCUGGACAGCGUCCCAGAGAAAAGAUUUCCAGUAUUUCAAGCUCACGGGUACUUUUUACAGCUGUUAGAUGGUCUUGAAUAUUUGCACAGCCAGGGAAUCGUUCACAAAGACAUUAAACCAGGGAAUCUGCUGCUGACCACCGACGGCACGCUCAAGAUCUCAGACCUGGGCGUGGCAGAGGCUCUGCACCCGUUUGCAAAGGAUGACACGUGCCGUACAAGUCAGGGCUCGCCAGCGUUUCAGCCCCCCGAGAUCGCCAACGGCCUGGAUACGUUUUCAGGGUUCAAAGUGGACAUCUGGUCCGCAGGUGUCACACUAUACAACAUUACAACGAGUCUAUAUCCGUUUGAAGGGGACAACAUCUAUAAGCUAUUUGAGAACAUUGGGAAGGGAGACUACAGUGUUCCUGAGGAGUGUGGCCCCUCCCUGUCAGACCUAUUGAAAGGAAUGCUUGAAUAUGACCCCGUCAAGAGGUUUUCCAUACAGCACAUCAGGCAACACAACUGGGUACGUAAAAAACACCCACCAACGGAGCCCCCGGUGCCCAUCCCAGCCAGCGCGGAGAGCCGGGACGUGUGGCGCAGCAUGACGGUGGUGCCCUACCUGGAAGACCUGCACGGCUACACCGAGGAAGAGGACCAGGAGUUCUAUGACCAGGAGGAUGACAUCAUCUACACUCAGGACUUCACUGUGCCAGGGCAGGUACCAGAGGAGGAUGAGGCUGAGGUGGAUCUGAGCCGGGCCCAGGCCAAGCCUGUGUGUGUAAACGGGACAGAGAGCAAGGCCAAGCCAGAGCGCAGGUCCUCCUCCUCAUCCAAUCCCUCCCGCAAAGGAGUCUCCACAGCCAGCAAGAUACGCAAGUUCUCCACCUGCAAACAGCAAUGACCCCACCUCAACAACCCAUCUGGUUUAUCUUUCCCAUCCUUGGCAAAGGGUGAGAGAGAACUGCUGAUGUUGUUCCUCCUGAACCAUUUGGCUACAAACUCUUCAAGGAUGUCAUGCGCACAGCGGAGAGAUGGACAGAGAGCAGCAGAGAAACAGACUGUACCCUCAAGGGUCUUUGUGUGAAGUGGCUCUUUGUGUUUCCGUUCCCCCUCUGUUCUUUUGCUCCCUCCGUCCUCCCCUCUCAGGCUGUCCCAGAGGAGGCAUGGCUGGCCGUGCAAGUCCCACCUUCGUGAACUCUGACCCCAUUGGUUUUAGUUCUUAGACAACCUUUUAUUUGACAGAACCUAAAGAUACACAUUGUAAAAGGAAUUCGGUUGAUAAAGAAUAGCUCUUCAUUUUAACUGAGGAUAGUGAUACUGAUAUAAAAACUGCAUGCUGGAUUAAACUUUGAGAAAGGGAAACUGCUGAGUUAAGAACAGACAAACAGACUGAAACAUUGGCCUCCACCACUGGUGUGUUGGGAGGGGCUUUAUUGUGUUCAUUAGGUUUUGUUUAUUUUUUCCAAUUAAUCUUUUUUUAUUAUUAUUUAUAUAAAACACGUCUGAACCAAA
Oncorhynchus gorbuscha (pink salmon) is the source of this 2749-nucleotide messenger RNA. RefSeq names its product serine/threonine-protein kinase STK11-like. Lineage: Eukaryota; Metazoa; Chordata; Actinopteri; Salmoniformes; Salmonidae. Gene Ontology annotation, biological process: protein phosphorylation; regulation of Wnt signaling pathway; glucose homeostasis. Gene Ontology annotation, cellular component: nucleus; cytoplasm. The coding region runs from base 843 to 2138 and encodes 431 amino acids. Gene Ontology annotation, molecular function: protein serine/threonine kinase activity; protein kinase activator activity; ATP binding. The transcript is spliced from 11 exons. The record is from RefSeq and is a predicted model, not a curated record.